GAUUUGAUUAGGUCGUUGUGUAAUAAAACAUGACUGAAGGAAGAUAUGUCAGUUUUAUAUCAUCUGCCAGCGAUGGAACUGCUCAAAUUAAAAAAGAGUUCGUGACCUCGAAACCAACACUUGUGGAACAGACUGUAAAACCGUUGGCAGAAGAAACCAAAGAAGAAACUUCGGCUGAUUCUGAAAUCAAAUCAUCUAAUGGAGAUCGCGAAAGGAAGAAACCUCGUGGCCAAAAUAAAAACCGACCUCGUCCGAAACAAGAACAACUUUCACUAAAGCUGUGCCCUAGUAAAAUUUCUGAAAAAGGUUAUUGUCAUUUCGGCGAAAAGUGUCAGUAUCUGCAUGACAUAGGAAAAUACAUGGAACUUAAACCUGACGAUCUUGGAGAAAAAUGUUUUGCUUUCCAAACUAUCGGGAAAUGCAAUUAUUCGUUUACUUGCCGUUUUGCUAGAGAUCAUGUUGAGAAAACUAAUGAAGGUUACGUUAACAAAGUUGAUGAAGAAAAACUGAAAACAAACAGUGUUAAGAUCAAAAAUGUCCUCCCUCGCGAUUUACAACUUCAAUUGCGCAAAAGAAAAUUUGAUUUCUCAAAAUCGGACACUGCUGUAAAAGAAAGUAGCAAAGCAAAAGCACGAAAACUUGAUCAAAACGCCAAAAAAAUCCCUGAAAAUGUUGGUAAUGAAGAAAAUGUGACUACUGUUGUCACAACGGGUGAUAUAACUACAAGUGAAGAUGUUCUAAACAAACAUGGAUGCGUUCUCGAUACUGAUCUAAUUCCACUCAAAACCAUUGAAAAGAAAACAAUUGAUUUUCGUGACAAGCUGUACUUGGCGCCACUGACAACAUGUGGAAACCUACCAUUUCGAGUUGUAUGCAAGCGAUUAGGAGCGGACAUUACAUGUGGGGAGAUGGCUGUAGCUACCAAUGUAUUGCAAGCUAAGGGUGGAGAGUGGGCACUCAUGAAGAGACAUCCGUGUGAAGAUAUUUUCGGAGUUCAGCUUUGUGGUGCCUUCCCCGAUACAAUGUCAAGGUGUGCCGAACUUAUUUCCAAAACUUGUGAAGUUGAUUUCAUUGACAUUAACAUGGGAUGUCCCAUUGAUCUCAUUUAUAAAAAGGGAGCAGGUUCAGCCCUCAUGAGACGCACAAACAAGUUAUUCGACAUCGUGAACUGCAUGAACCGAAGCAUUGAUGUUCCUCUUACUUGUAAAGUAAGAGCUGGUGUUGAAACGAAAAAGAAUUGCGCUCACAACAUAUUGCCAAAGCUGAGGGAUUAUGGAGUUGCUAUGACAACUGUUCACGGUCGAUCACGUGAAGCAAGAUACACGAAGGCUGCAGACUGGGGUUAUAUCAGUGAAUGUGCGGCACUUGCUGACCCAAUGCCAGUGUUUGGUAACGGAGAUAUUCUGUCUUACCACGAUUAUAUGUCAGUCAUGGAAAACACUACGGUGUCUGGUGUCAUGAUUGCAAGAGGAGCGUUAAUCAAACCUUGGGUAUUCACGGAGAUAAAAGAAAGAAGAGAUUGGGAUAUUUCUAGUGGUGAACGACUUGAUAUUUUGCGACAGUUCGUUAAUGAAGGUUUUGUCCACUGGGGGUCAGACACAAGGGGGGUGGAAAACACACGGAGGUUUUUACUUGAGUGGCUUUCCUUUUUGCAUCGAUAUAUUCCUGUUGGUUUAUUGGAGAGAUUGCCACAGAGAAUAAACGAGCGACCACCUUACUAUGUUGGGAGGAACGACCUUGAAACUUUAAUGGGAAGCGCAAACUCCAAUGACUGGGUUAAAAUAAGUGAAAUGCUACUGGGAAAAGUACCGGACUCGUUUCAAUUUCUUCCCAAGCAUAAAGCUAAUUCAUACAAGUGAUGAUGUCAU
Ciona intestinalis (vase tunicate) is the source of this 1868-nucleotide messenger RNA. NCBI's taxonomy places the organism in Eukaryota, Metazoa, Chordata, Ascidiacea, Phlebobranchia, Cionidae. The record is from RefSeq.